Messenger RNA from Nothoprocta perdicaria, 1251 nucleotides. RefSeq names its product diphthamide biosynthesis 1 (gene DPH1). The record is from RefSeq and is a predicted model, not a curated record. The transcript is spliced from 12 exons. Gene Ontology annotation, biological process: protein histidyl modification to diphthamide. Bases 1 to 1251 code for a protein of 416 amino acids. Lineage: Eukaryota; Metazoa; Chordata; Aves; Tinamiformes; Tinamidae. Gene Ontology annotation, molecular function: 2-(3-amino-3-carboxypropyl)histidine synthase activity.
AUGGCGGCCCCGGAGCGGCCGGUCCGGAGCGCGGCCCCCGUCGCCGCAGGCCGGGGCCCCGCGCGGCGCGCGGCCAGGCAGGUUCCCGAGGAGAUCCUGAAGGACGCGGAGCUGCAGGAGGCCGUCAAGGCGCUGCCCAGCAACUACAACUUCGAGAUCCCCAAGACCGUGUGGAGGAUCCGGCAGGCGCAGGCCAGGAGAGUGGCCCUGCAGAUGCCCGAAGGCCUCCUCAUGUUUGCCUGCACCAUCGCGGACAUCGUCGAGCGGUUCACGGGAGCGGAGGCGCUUGUGAUGGGCGACGUGACCUACGGUGCCUGCUGCGUGGACGACUACACGGCCAAGGCCCUGGGCGCUGACUUCCUCGUGCACUACGGCCACAGCUGCCUCAUUCCCAUCGACGCCACGCAAGGGUUGAAGAUGCUCUACGUCUUCGUGGACAUCAAGAUCGACACGUCGCACUUCCUCGAGACCGUGCGCUACAACUUCGCCGCGGGCGCCUCGCUGGCCCUCGUCAGCACCAUCCAGUUCGUGUCCGCGCUGCAGGCGGCCGCGCAGGAGCUGCGCUCCCAGUACAAGGUGUGUGUGCCCCAGUGCAAGCCGCUGUCCCCCGGCGAGGUCCUGGGCUGCACGGCGCCGCGGCUCGCGCAGGACACGGACGCUAUCGUGUACCUGGGCGACGGGCGCUUCCACCUGGAGUCCGUCAUGAUCGCCAACCCGGGCAUCCCUGCCUACAGGUACGAUCCCUACAGCAAGGUCUUCUCGCAGGAGCACUACGGCCACGAGCGCAUGCAGCGCGCGCGGCAGGACGCCAUCCGCCGCGCCGCCGGCGCCCGCUGCUGGGGACUCAUCCUGGGCACCCUGGGGCGCCAGGGCUCCCCCGGCAUCCUGCAGCACCUGGAGUCGCGGCUCCGCGCCCUGGGACGCCCCUUCGUGCGCGUGCUGCUCUCCGAGAUCUUCCCCAGCAAGCUGCAGCUCUUCGCUGACGUGGACGCGUGGGUGCAGAUAGCCUGUCCCCGGCUCUCCAUCGACUGGGGUGAAGCCUUCAGCAAGCCGCUGCUGACGCCCUACGAGGCGGCCGUGGCGCUCCAGGAGGUCGAGUGGCAGCAGACCUACCCCAUGGACUUCUACGCCAGCCAGUCCCUGGGGCCCUGGACCGCCAACCACAGCAGCCACCAGCGCCCCGGGCGGCCAGCUCAGCCCGGGCCUGGGGACCCCCCGGCCGCCCCCCCCGCCGCCGCCGCCCGCCCGUAG